Mandrillus leucophaeus (drill) is the source of this 579-nucleotide messenger RNA. RefSeq names its product C-type lectin domain family 2, member A (gene CLEC2A). The record is from RefSeq and is a predicted model, not a curated record. The transcript is spliced from 5 exons. The coding region runs from base 52 to 579 and encodes 175 amino acids. Lineage: Eukaryota; Metazoa; Chordata; Mammalia; Primates; Cercopithecidae.
AAAAGACCUUGUAGUGCUCUCCUGCUGAUCUCCAUCAGUUAGCACCUCUCCAUGAUUAAUCCAGAGCUGCGGGAUGGCAGACCUGAUGGCUUCAAACGUCGGACAAUUUGCAACUUUAAACCAAACUGGAAGAUUUGCCUUUGUGUGUGCUUCGUGAUUAUUAUUAUUUUUGCAGCUUGCAUUAUUAUGAUAGUCAAAUGGCCAACAUGUGAUAAACGUGUGGCAUGUUCAGGGGACUGGCUUGCAGUGAGAGACAAGUGUUUCUAUUUUUCUGAUGAUACCAGAAAUUGGACAGCCAGUAAAAUAUUUUGCAGUUUGCAGAAAUCAGAACUUGCUCAGAUUGAUACACAAAAAGAUAUGGAAUUUUUGAAGAGGUAUGCAGGAACUGAUAUGCACUGGAUUGGACUAAGCAGGAAACAAGGAGAUUCUUGGAAAUGGACAAAUGGCACCACAUUCAAUGAUUGGUUUGAAAUUAUAGGGAACGGAUCCUUUGCUUUCUUGAGUGCUGAUGGAGUCCAUAGUUCCAGAGGAUUUAUUGAUAUCAAGUGGAUUUGCAGCAAACCUCAAUAUUCUUUAUAG